This is a messenger RNA of Ambispora gerdemannii, 936 nucleotides long. NCBI's taxonomy places the organism in Eukaryota, Fungi, Glomeromycota, Glomeromycetes, Archaeosporales, Ambisporaceae. The record is from the annotation of a GenBank genome assembly.
AUGUCUAACACAAUAUUAUUGGACGCCAAAGAAAAUUACAACGUCUACAACAACCAUGAUAGUAACAGUAAUAAUAUAUUAACAAGAGAUGCACAAGCUCAUCUGAAGUAUAUUUUUGAGGAAUACAUAUUAAGACCAGAGAGCGAACGACAACAACGAAUGGCGGUUGAAAUGAUGCGCGAGUAUUUACACGUUUGGCAGAAAAAAGUUGACGAGGAGAAUAAAAAUGUAAAAAACGCUAAUGUAGACUAUAAUGGAUUAUUCGCUCGCGGUCCAUUCAAACAAAAAAUAAGAGACCAUGGAGAAUUAAUAUCGAUACAAGUUGGACUACCCGAAAUAGUAAAUGAGCAAAGUAUACUCGGAGAUAUACAGUUUGUACAGUAUUGGAUUCAAGCAGAGGUGUGGUUCAAAAAUAGUAAUAAAUCAAUAACGGUACGCGGGAAAGCACGAUACAAUGAUUUUGUUGAUUUUCGGGAUCGAUUAGUCAGAGAGUUUGAGACAGAGAUUCCCGUGCUUCCAGCAAAGAAGAUAUUUGGACGCUUUGACAACGACUUUCUACAGUCUCGAAGUGACCAAUUGAACGAAUGGCUAUCCGAACUCAUUGUUAAUUUUGGUAGAAUCGACCAAGUGCUUGAUUGGAUUAGUCGUGGUGUAUUGGGUUUAACUGAACUUGACGUGGUACGGCGAAAAGAGAAACCGAAAAAACGGAAAAAAGACAACUGCACCAAGUCUACCAAUCAAAAGAAUCUUCGUGGUAUUGAAAAAGUCGCAUCACGUCACCUGAACGAAAAAUUCGAAAACGACGAUGGUUCACCACGAACUUACAAAAAUAACAGCAAUGCUACAUGUAAUAGGAAUAAAAAAGGAUAUUUAUCGUCGUUGCCGCAGCACUUACCGCCAAUAAUAAGAAAAACAAUGAACGUGAAUUGUAUAUAG